Saimiri boliviensis boliviensis (Bolivian squirrel monkey) is the source of this 1939-nucleotide messenger RNA. It is a transcript of the gene PEX14, whose product is annotated as peroxisomal biogenesis factor 14. NCBI's taxonomy places the organism in Eukaryota, Metazoa, Chordata, Mammalia, Primates, Cebidae. The record is from RefSeq and is a predicted model, not a curated record. Gene Ontology annotation, molecular function: signaling receptor binding. Gene Ontology annotation, biological process: protein import into peroxisome matrix, docking. Gene Ontology annotation, cellular component: peroxisomal membrane; peroxisomal importomer complex.
CUGGGAGAAACCUCGUCCAGCGGCGGUUGAUUAGUCAGGCCUCAGAAAGAUGGCGUCCUCGGAGCAGGCAGAGCAGCCGAGCCAGCCAAGCUCUACUCCAGGAAGUGAAAAUGUGCUGCCUCGAGAGCCGUUGAUUGCCACGGCAGUGAAGUUUCUUCAGAAUUCCCGGGUCCGCCAGAGCCCACUUGCAACCAGGAGAGCAUUCCUUAAGAAGAAAGGGCUGACAGAUGAAGAGAUUGAUAUGGCCUUCCAGCAGUCCGGCACUGCUGCUGACGAGCCUUCGUCCUUGGGCCCAGCCGCACAGGUGGUUCCUGUCCAGCCCCCUCACCUCAUAUCUCAGCCAUACAGCCCCGCAGGCUCCCGAUGGCGAGAUUACGGCGCCCUGGCCAUCAUCAUGGCAGGCAUUGCAUUUGGCUUUCACCAACUCUACAAGAAAUACCUGCUCCCCCUCAUCCUGGGCGGCCGAGAGGACAGGAAGCAGCUGGAGAGGAUGGAGGCCAGUCUCUCUGAGCUGAGUGGCAGCGUGGCCCAGACAGUGACUCAGUUACAAACCACGCUCACCUCUGUCCAGGAGCUGCUGAUUCAGCAGCAGCAGAAGAUCCAGGAGCUCGCCCAUGAACUGGCUGCUGCCAAGGCCACCACAUCCACCAACUGGAUCCUGGAGUCCCAGAAUAUCAACGAACUCAAGUCCGAAAUUAACUCCUUGAAAGGGCUUCUUUUGAAUCGGCGGCAAUUCCCUCCGUCCCCGUCAGCCCCGAAGAUCCCCUCCUGGCAGAUCCCAGUCAAGUCGCCAUCACCCUCCAGCCCUGCGGCCGUGAACCACCACAGCAGCAGCGACAUCUCACCUGUCAGCAACGAGUCCACGUCGUCGUCGCCUGGGAAGGAGGGCCACAGCCCCGAGGGCUCCACAGUCACCUACCACCUGCUGGGCCCCCAGGAGGAAGGCGAGGGGGUGGUGGACGUCAAGGGCCAGGUUCGGAUGGAGGUGCAGGGCGAGGAGGAGAAGAGGGAGGACAAGGAGGACGAGGAGGACGAGGAGGACGACGACGUGAGCCACGUGGAUGAGGAGGACUGCCUGGGGGUGCAGAGGGAGGACCGCCGGGGCGGGGACGGGCAGAUCAACGAGCAGGUGGAGAAGCUGCGGCGGCCCGAGGGCGCCAGCAAUGAGAGCGAGCGGGACUAGGGCCACGCCCGCCUCCAGCCCCGAGGAUGGCGUCCAGUGUGCCGGUGCGUGCCCACACCCUGCCUCCCGCUCUGGUCCUGGGAGGGCAGCUUGGAGCCCAGGUAGGGGACAAAGCUGUCCUCAGCUGCACUGCAGCAUGGCGGCAGCAUGGAAAGUCACAUUUCUGUCCACCUGGCCUCCUCUCGCCUGGCCACUAGCCCCAGCCCCAGCCCCAGCCCCAGCGGCCUUCGGCUUUGAUCUCAAGUCAGGCCGAAGGCAGUGAAGCCUCAGGGCUCAAACCCCUGCCCAGCCCCCUCUCCCGGACAGAUGCCGUGUCCAGGGUGUGUGUGCUGAGUGUCUUGACUACCGUGACACCACGCAUGGCCAGAGCUAGUGUCCCUACUCCCUCCUGACGCCUCAGUGGAGGAGGCGCCGAGGUCCCUCUGGUGUCUGCCGUCCCCUGUCUCCCUGGGCCCAGCCCUGGACCCCUCAGGUGCCUGUCCCCAGCCCCAGCUCCCCCCGUGCCCCGUCGUCCUCCCAGACAAAUGAAACCAUGCUGCGCUUCUGAUGCCCUCGCUUGCCGUGUAAUGGUUCAGCUAAUCCCAUGGCGAGACGGGCGCUCAGUCCCUCGGAGGAGCCAGGCACGGGGCCUGACCAACAGCCAGCUCUGUCCUUCCCCCCAAGAAACACAUGUUCAUUUGUGUGAUCAUGUAUAGACCUCAGAACGGAAGAUGGGACUGUAUAUAAUUUUAAUAAAUACCACUUGCCACUAUUUAA